Molecule: messenger RNA, 7783 nt
Organism: Pristis pectinata (smalltooth sawfish)
Lineage: Eukaryota; Metazoa; Chordata; Chondrichthyes; Rhinopristiformes; Pristidae
Product: plasma membrane calcium-transporting ATPase 1-like
Exons: 21
Coding region: 553-4173 (1206 amino acids)
Biological process (GO): regulation of cytosolic calcium ion concentration; calcium ion transmembrane transport
Cellular component (GO): intracellular membrane-bounded organelle; membrane
Molecular function (GO): P-type calcium transporter activity; ATP binding; PDZ domain binding
Source: RefSeq, a predicted model, not a curated record
GGAUCACUCGUGGCAGCAACUGCGCGAAAAUGCAUUCACCACGGGUUUUCAAAGACUACUAGUGUGUAUUUGUUGUAAAACCAGUCGAAUUGUGCAGCCGAGGUGCAGUUUAGAAAGGGCUCAGCCUAUGCUUGGGCAACUUUCUAUCUUGAAUCAAUUUAGUCUACUGUUGUGAAAUCUUUCUUGAGUGGGGGUUGCCCCUAUCGGACCGGUUUUACCCCCUCCACUCCCUCCCUCAAGAAGGCAACAGGCGGUACCCUCAUGAUACCUGCACUGGUUUCACAUCCUCCUAAUCAUCCAUCUUGUACCACCAACGUCUGUAAUUAUAUCCGUAUUUAUAAGACACUUCAACUAAAGGAUUGCUAAAGUGAUUGGACAUGGAAACCAGUCAUUGGUCAAACACUGGGAUUUUUUAAGUAAUCACAUCGGAUAAUGCAGCUUGUUCACUGAUCAACUGUUUCUGGAGGAUUUGCACUUUCUGGAGUCCAUAAUUUGGCUGGAUUAUUGCAGUUUCUUUUUGGCACCAAGAUUUUGCAUCAAGGAUUUUUAGACAUGGGUGACAUGAAUAAUGCGGUGAAGUACCUUCCAAGCAAAACAACAGAUGAUCACCAUGAAGGGCAUUUUGACUGUACUGUUGUAGAGCUCCGUAAUCUUAUGGAACUGCGAUCUACGGAUGCUGUACAGAAAAUAGAAGAGUGUUAUGGGAAUGUCGAAGGACUUUGUGCAAGGUUGAAAACCUCACCUGUAGAAGGGUUAUCUGGCGAUCCUGUAGAUCUCAACAAGAGGCAUCAAGUCUUUGGGGAAAAUUCUAUACCGCCAAAAAAAGCAAAAACUUUUCUUCAGCUAGUAUGGGAAGCUCUACAAGAUGUCACCUUAAUUAUUUUAGAAAUUGCAGCCAUAAUAUCACUAGGCCUUUCUUUCUAUAAACCUCCUGGAGGGGAGAAUGCAGCUUGCGGUAAAAUUACAGAGAACCUUGAAGAUGAAAGUGAAGCAGAAACUGGUUGGAUUGAGGGAGUCGCUAUUCUGGUUUCUGUUAUUUGUGUGGUACUGGUUACAGCAUUUAAUGACUGGAGUAAGGAAAAACAAUUUAGAGGUCUACAAAACCGAAUAGAACAAGAGCAGAAAUUCACAGUGAUAAGAGGUGGCCAAGUUAUCCAGAUACCUGUGGCAGAAUUGGUGGUUGGUGAUAUUGCUCAGGUUAAAUAUGGUGACCUCUUACCUGCUGAUGGUGUACUUAUUCAUGGAAAUGAUCUAAAGAUUGAUGAAAGCUCACUUACUGGAGAGUCUGACCAUGUGAAGAAACGCCUAGACAGAGACCCACUGCUGUUGUCUGGUACCCACGUAAUGGAAGGUUCCGGGCGAAUGGUAGUCACGGCUGUUGGUGUAAACUCUCAGACUGGAAUCAUCUUCACUUUGCUAGGGUCUGGAGAGGAGGAAGAGAAGAAAAGUAAGAAGCAAGAUGGAACUGUGGAAAAUCGAAACAAAGCUAAAGCCCAAGAUGGUGCAGCUAUGGAAAUGCAGCCUUUGAAAAGUGACGAAACGGGUGAUGAUGGAAGUGAAAGAAAUAAAAAAAGUCUCCCCAAAAAAGAGAAGUCUGUACUUCAAGGAAAGCUAACAAAACUGGCAGUUCAAAUCGGGAAAGCUGGAUUGGUGAUGUCUGCUAUUACAGUUAUAAUUCUUGUUCUGUUUUUUGUGAUUGAUACGUUUUGGGUUCAGCACCUCCCCUGGUUGACUCAGUGCACACCAAUUUACAUCCAGUAUUUAGUUAAAUUUUUCAUCAUUGGUGUUACUGUCCUGGUUGUGGCAGUACCAGAAGGUCUUCCCCUUGCAGUUACAAUCUCCCUGGCUUAUUCUGUUAAGAAAAUGAUGAAGGAUAAUAAUCUGGUCAGACAUCUGGAUGCCUGUGAAACCAUGGGGAAUGCAACAGCUAUAUGUUCAGACAAAACUGGUACCCUUACAAUGAACAGAAUGACUGUGGUUCAAGCAUAUAUUGCUGGCAAAUACUACAAGAAAAUUCCAGAUCCAGAUUCUCUUCCUGAGAAUACUAUGGACAAACUUAUUGCAGGAAUAGCUGUGAACUCUGCUUAUACUACAAAGAUACUGCCACCCGAGAAAGAAGGUGGCUUGCCACGUCAUUGUGGCAAUAAGACGGAAUGUGCCUUGUUGCAAUUUGUAUUGCAAUUGAAGAAAGACUACCAGACAAUACGAAAUGAAAUUCCAGAAGAGAAAAUGUUCAAAGUCUAUACCUUCAAUUCUGCACGAAAAUCUAUGAGUACAGUCCUGAAGAAUCCUGAUGGUGGUUAUCAAAUGUUCAGCAAGGGUGCAUCCGAGAUUGUGCUUAAAAAGUGUUCUAAAAUUCUCAAUGCAAAGGGUGAAGUCAAAGAUUUGAAGCCCCGAGAACGUGACAGUUUAAUUAAGGAAGUAAUAGAACCAAUGGCCUCUGAAGGACUACGCACCAUCUGCUUAGCAUGGAGAGAAUUUGAUAAUUCUCCAAUAGAUUGGGAUAACGAAAAUGAGAUACUUACUGACCUCACCUGUAUUGCUGUAGUUGGUAUUGAAGAUCCCGUAAGACCAGAGGUUCCAGAUGCCAUUAAGAAAUGCCAGGGUGCUGGGAUCACUGUGCGAAUGGUUACUGGUGACAACAUUAACACGGCUCGUGCAAUUGCUACAAAAUGUGGCAUUUUGCAGGCCGGUGAUGACUUUCUAUGUUUGGAGGGUAAACAGUUCAACAAACGCAUUCGCAACGCAAAAGGAGAGAUUGAGCAAGAACGUAUUGACAGGAUCUGGCCCAGACUGCGUGUCCUUGCAAGAUCUUCACCCACUGAUAAACAUACAUUAGUCAAAGGCAUUAUUGACAGUAAUGCGUUAGAACGAAGACAGGUGGUAGCAGUCACUGGUGAUGGUACCAAUGAUGGCCCAGCAUUGAAAAAAGCUGAUGUUGGAUUUGCCAUGGGUAUUGCUGGAACAGAUGUGGCCAAAGAAGCCUCGGAUAUUAUUCUAACUGAUGAUAACUUCACAAGCAUUGUCAAAGCAGUAAUGUGGGGCAGAAAUGUGUAUGACAGUAUUUCAAAGUUUCUCCAGUUCCAGCUUACCGUCAAUGUCGUUGCAGUGAUUGUGGCAUUCACUGGUGCUUGUAUUACACAGGAUUCUCCUUUGAAGGCUGUGCAAAUGCUUUGGGUAAAUCUAAUCAUGGAUACAUUUGCAUCACUUGCUUUGGCUACUGAACCUCCCACAGAAGCACUGUUACUACGGAAGCCUUAUGGCAGAAAUAAACCACUCAUCUCUCGUACCAUGAUGAAAAAUAUAUUUGGUCAUGCCAUCUACCAACUUGUUAUUGUUUUUACGCUCUUGUUUGUUGGGGAAAAAAUAUUUGAUAUUGACAGUGGAAGAAAUGCUCCUCUUCAGGCCCCCCCUUCAGAACACUACACAAUUGUAUUUAAUACUUUUGUCUUGAUGCAAUUGUUUAACGAAGUGAAUGCACGCAAAAUUCACGGUGAAAGGAAUGUUUUUGAUGGAAUUUUCAAAAAUCCAAUAUUUUGUACCAUCGUACUGGGAACAUUUUUGGUACAGAUCCUUAUUAUUCAAUUUGGAGGGAAGCCAUUUAGUUGCACUGAACUAACAAUUGAUCAGUGGUUAUGGUGUAUUUUUCUAGGAAUGGGAACACUUCUCUGGGGCCAGAUGAUUGCUACAAUUCCAACAAGUCGUUUAAAGUUCCUCAAAGAAGCUGGCCUUGGCACACAAAAAGAAGAGAUUCCAGAGGAAGAAUUAGAAGAGGAUAUUGAAGAAAUUGACCAUGCAGAGAGAGAACUGCGUCAUGGUCAAAUUUUGUGGUUUAGAGGUCUGAACAGAAUACAGACUCAGCUCAGAGUGGUGAAUGCAUUCCGUAGUUCCUUGUAUGAAGGAUUAGAGAAACCAGAAUCCCGCAGCUCAAUCCACAACUUUAUGACCCAUCCAGAAUUUCGAAUAGAAGACUCUGACACUCACAUCCCUCUUAUUGAUGAUAGUGAUACUGAAGACACAACACAGAAAAAACCUGAUUCCUCUCCUAGAUUAUCUCUCAAUGAAAAUAACAAUGCUGUUGACAGUGGGAUCCACCUUACAACCGACACAAGCAAGUCUGCUACCUCUUCAAUCCCAGGGAGUCCACUACAUAGUCUGGAAACGUCUCUCUAGUGCAAGUUGAAUGUUAGUACACAAGGUCUAGUGAGUUACAAGAAAAAAAUUGGGUCCUUUUACACUGUGUGAUUGACAAGAUAUUCUUGUCUUGGACUUCAGCAGAAGACACACCAAGAAUGUAGAUACUUUUAAGCUUUCUGCCAGACUAAGGGUGCUUUUGGAAUUCAAGUGACGCACAAACCUGGUAUAAAAAUGACUUGCUUUGAGGAUUUGUUCUGUUACAGAGGAUAAAAAAAAUCAACUUUAAGAAUUGUCCUGAGCAGUGUGUUAGCUGAACAUUUAGUUUUUCUUAAUUUCUGGAUGGUGUUUUUUUGCCCCUGGCUCAUUGAAUCUUUAAUUUCUGCUACUUGGCUGUUAAUAUUUUGAAUUAUUUAUGUUCUAAAAUGAUGCAGUUCUGUUUACAAGGUUUGUAGAUACUUUUGUUUCUGUUUGUAGGUAGGCUUCCUGACACAUGAUGCAGAGAAACUAAUCCUUAAUACUACUGUAUUUUCAGGAAAAGGGUGUUUCUAUUGAAACUGUACUAAAUAUGCCUGUGAUUUACUUUGUUAAAUACUGUAGAUAAAAAAGCUAAUACUUGUAGCCAAAUAGAUAACACUACUAAAACAAUGCUGAAAUCUUGUAACAGUUAUGGCCCCUUUCCCAGUGUAGUCCCAAAAUAUUUACACCGAUUUUUCAAUGAUUAUUUCAGAAUCUAGUUUCUCAGUUUUUGAGAAAUGAACUGCAUAAAGAAUUUUUCCUCUCAAAUAAGUAUGGGUGAAAUGUUAAUUGGAAGAAUACAUCCAUGUAUAAUGAGAUGCUUCAGAGUAUUUGUCAGCUCAUCAAAUGGAUUAAAUUAAAUGCAUCAUUAUCUUUGUCUGUGUUUGUCCUUGGAUAUUAGUUUAGACUUGGUUAGCUGUGAGCAGGAUUUUAUUUCCCUAGAAAAUUUUAGAAAUUUUCACAAGGGCUGUUUAAAUAUCUAUUAAUGUGUACUAUAGCAUCUCAAACUUUUAUGAACUUAAUAAGCUCCCUCACUUAAGUAUAAUCAAUUCUGGAAAACCCAACACUGUAUCAUGCAAUGUACCAGGUAAUUGAUUUCAAUCUAAAUAACUCCCCUUGCAUCAUGGUUUUAAUUGAACAGGAUUGAUAUGGUGGCAAUCUUGUAUGGCACAUUUGUGAUAAAUACAAUAUUUUUUUGAAUGAUGUGGGGUAAUUUGCAAGAAUAUGUAACUCCCUGCAGCGUAACUGAGGCGGGAAGUUCAAAACUACUUCGAUGCUGCAGUGGUCAUUUGUCUUGCACCUGCCUGCAGUUAGUGUAAUUGUUUCCUUCAACUCCCCACCCAAUAAAUAUUAAACUUUAAAAAGAUCUAAUGUUAAAACUUUUUACACUUUUAAUUUGUAAAACUUUGAAGAAAAGGGUUUUUUUUUGGGAGUAGUUGUCAUGGGGAAAACAACUGUACAGCAAGACUUUCUGUUAAAUUGUGAAUUUCACAUUUCCUGUAUCCAAACUACUUUUGCAGUUUAAAAAAAUAUUACAGAGCAUCAAGAGGAAAAGGUUUAGUGAACUGGGCUUUUAGUGUCCUAUUUUUGACCAUUUACAGUAAUUUCUAUUACUAAUGCCAACUGAGUGUCAAUUUUGAAACCAAAUUAUUAAAUGUUUAAAGAAAUACUGAAUAAUGUAUGUCAGAUUUUCCUUGUGUCAGAUGUUUUUAAUUUGUACCAAAGGUGUUACCAAAGGAGUGGGGGGUGUAUGUUUUUGCUAUACAAUCUUCAGGUAAAUGACCACAGGGACAAUUUCCUUAUUUAAACAACAGAUUCUGGGAUGAAAAAUUUCUCUAUUCCCCAUUGAAUGGUUUUAUUGAAAAUGAUUAUCCUUGUAAAGUGCAUUUAUUUCAAUAAUUAAAUGGUGACUGGAUACGAGUUCAAGUUGACCACAAAACUAAAAUAUUUCAACAAUUGUACACAUUUUAUCUUUAACAACAAAAAAAUGCUUGACUUUGUGAUGAAUAGUGCAUAUUGUGCAAUUAUAUUCAAAAGUUGCUUAUUCAUUGAUUACCUCCGAACAAGUCUCCAACACCCCCUGCUUGGUGAUCUAUAACUCCUGAUCCAGCUAUAUAUCUUAAAAUCCCGCCUUGCCUUGCUCCCUCUAUGCUCUAGAGUUCCUAAAUCUUUUCAUCUGCUACAUGUUCCACAAACAGUUCCUCUGUGACUUAAGAUUUUGGUCCUAACAUUUGCAUGCCUUGGAGUCCAACUUUGUCAGAUGAUUUUUCCUGAAAGGCACCAUGGGAGUUUUUUCAACCACAUUAAAAGCUUUCUUAAAAAUGCCUGUUGGUUGUCCACCUCAUUUGAUUGGGCAAUGUCAUUAAUUUGUAACUCAUCUGUAUUCUUCACCAUUUUAAAUGCCUAGAUCUGUCACAUAUCCAAACUGUUAUGUUGUACCAUCCAUUAGAUUGUUUCUUGAUCCAGUAAUAUUUUGGCAUGAGCUGUCAUGGGGGUCCUGUGUUUAUGCUCAGCUUCCCAUGACACUACAGAAGAGCUGCAGGAUAGGAAGUUCACUACAUUUCCCAUAUGUGGUUCCCAAUAUGAGAUAUGCAAACUCUCAGAUUGAGGGGUACUCCAAAGAUUAGAGUGGGUCUGCAACGCUUUAAUAAUAUUUUGAAUAGAAAGCGUGCAAAGUGUAUUUGACAUCAGCUGUCCUGCUGGAAAGCUGCUACCAGUCCUGGGGACAGCUCCUACCCCUUAAAGGUACUGAUGAUCACUGCAUUAUGGGGGGGUGGGGAGGAUUGCAUUCCUAGGAAAUGGUCCAUAUCACAACUUUCCAUAAUGUGAAGCUGCAUCAUCUGCACAUGCAUCAAGAAACGAGAAUUGAAGAAAAUUUAAUUUUAUUUACUUUCUUUACAACUUCUGUGAGCAAAUUUUAUUCCAUCUCAAAUUUUUGGGUAGUGAUUUGUGAAUUGUGUAAGGGACAAUUUCCAUUACCCAAAUGGUUGUAAAAUGGGGAUCAGCUGUAUGUUAGUCAGGGAUUUGGGAUGGAGCAUACUUCAAUUUGAACUAGUGACAUUUUUUGGAAAGAUUGGGAAUUGUUCUAUAAAAACACUUCAAAAUAAAUUGACAGUAAAGUGCUUUGGGGUAACCUCAUAGGAAUAGUAAAAGUAACGUGUAAAUGUAUCCUGCACAAACACCCAACUAUCCUGUGCAAGUUGUUACUCUGAUUAGUCUACUGAGUGCAAUUGUAACAUUCUUUUAUGAGAUGUAGCUGAUAAAUGUAGCUAAUGCAAAGAAAACUAUAAUAUUUGAUUAGUUUUAAGAUUUUCCAUAAGUAAAUUGGGCAUCUUUGUACAACAAAGCAUUCAUUCAGGCUUUGUCACAUUGAUAACCUGUGAAUUUUGUAAUUCCUCUGCAUGUACUAGUUGAGAGAUCAUUAACUAGUAUUGUCACUUUGUGGAGUAAAAGUUCGAUCUUAUGCCAGUUUUGGCCACAGAAACUGGAAAAUUGUCCUAAUUCAUAGCAUAAUUAUAAAUUAACAUUGUGCACACAGUAUAAUGCAAUAUGGAUGUUAUAAAUGUCAUAUCUGCAAAAGGAUGUCUUGGGUGUAAAAAUCCCCACAAAAAAUGAAUUGUCGGAAUGUUGU